AAGGCAAAUUGUAGCUUGUGGAAAGCGCAACACAAACUGCUUACAUGUGUCAUGUGUCUGUUUCUGCUUGUAUGAAAUAUAGAUGAACAAUUAACAAUAGUUUGUUUCAUGAAGCGAUCAUCGCUGUGGCGUUUUCAUGCACAUCGACUUUGGCGCCAUGACUUGAGUUGGUGACGCUGUGGUAGUGUGCACACAGGUGGAGUGUUUAAUUGGCGCAUCGGUGACCUGUCAAGUGUGAGACAGAGGAGAGACAGACUCUGUUAGAGAAGAAAAGAGAAGCAAAGCUCCGGUAUGGCCCCAGACCCCGUGCAGGCGGUGGGCUCGUGGCUGCGCAGCCGCUGGCAGGUGAGCGUUCCAGAGGGGUGGCUGCAAGCCUGCGUAGACUGGCUUCAACAGGAGGCAGGCGGCCGACACCUGGGCCUGACUCAGCUGCAGCAGCAGACGCUGGAGCAGUGGUUGCAGACGGACCUGCGUACCCUGGACAUGCCCUCGCUGCCAGCCAACCUCGGCCAAGAGCUGAAGACCGAGCUCCAAGGAAACGUCUGCGUGCAGCUGGACUCCAUGCAGGAUGUCAGUCAGCCGGCGUACACCCAGCUCCAGCGCAUCAAAGGCAGCGACUGCGCCAACGACCAGAUUGGGGCUGAGACGCAGGCCACCCAGAGGUCGUGGCAGGCGAACCCCACGCGGAUGCUGCUGCUGCAGCUGACGGACGGCGUGCGCGGCGUGGAGGCCAUGGAGCACAAGCCUGUACCCCAGCUGAACACCGGCCUGCCCCCCGGCACCAAACUGCUCCUGCGGGGCCCCAUCGCCUGCCGUCUGGGGGUGCUCCUGCUGGGGCCCCAAAACGUCCAGGUGCUGGGCGGAGAGGUGGAGGAACUCCACACUCGGGCCCAUGUGUUAUGUCGAGCCCUUGGUCUCCCCGAACCGCAGCCAGCAGAAGAGGAGGAGGAGGACGAGGGUGUGGAGGCAGGGCGUGGCCCCAUUUCCGUCCCCCAGAGGAGGCCUGCCCAGGCUGGGGGAGCAGCACCAGCACCAGCACCAGCCGGCCCCCCAGACGAUGACGACCUGGACGACAUGGAGCUGAUGGCCAGCCUGGAGGGGGUGGAGGAGGGGGCCAGCAUGGCCAGCAUGGACAGUGGCUACAGGAGCGCUGCCAGCAGGGGUGCCAGCAUGCUCUCCACGGCCUCCAGUAGUAGACCCUCUACACAGCCACAGCCACAGCCUCAGCCUUUCCCCAUGGAGGAGGACGACCCUGGCUGGUGGAGCCCCUCUGAUCAGCACGGGCCCAUGGAGCACGAGCAGCAGCCAGAGGAGGACUUCCAGGAUGACGACAUUCCCCUGGAGGAGCUGGACGACGUGCUCUCCCAGAACCUGUCGCAGGACGCCGGGCCACAUGGGAACUUCCUGUCCCCGCCCCCGACGCAGGGGAACUUCCUGUCCCCUCCGGAGCCGGUUGCUAGGGCCUCUUCUUCUGCACAGGUCCCAGUGCUAAGGGCCCCUCUCUCCGCUGCCACUACCAGGGUGCAACAGGAGUACUCCAGGCAGGAGACCGCUCGUAACCCUGCACAGUUUCCAGCGCUGAGGGCCCCUCUGUCCACCACGGCUACUAACAGGGCUGAACAACAGUCUGCCAGUCGGCCGGGUACCAACAACAGCAGCAUCCUGCCCCACCAUCCAGAGCGCAUCGCUACCGUCCCCCCACACGUCCCAGCAAGCCUGCUAAGACCAGCUGCAAACGGCAGGCCUUCGCCCGGCAGUAGUGCCCAGGACCACAACAACGGCAGACAACAACAAGGCAGCGAGAUCCCCUCCCAUCCAAAGCCUACCCUUACCGUCUCUCCAGCACUCAGGCCACCUGCAUACAGCAACACCACCAGGCUUGAGCAGGACCGGACCCAUCUCCAACCUGAUGCAACAGCUACGUUCGCGGGGACACUGCAGAGCGCUGCUGGGCGGUCCUCCAUUAGCAUAUCAGGGGACAACAAGCCACGUUCUGAUGGUGGUGGUGGUGGUGACGGUGGCAGCGUAGUGGCAUGGGACGGCCCGCCGUUCACCUACCUCGCGACACUCCCCACCGCCGCCGUCUCCGACGACGUCCCCAGGGAGGUGCGCGUGCACGCCUUCGUGGUGACGCUCAAGUCCAACAUGCGCAGCGGCGGCGGCCAAUGGGGCCUGGACGUCAGCCUGUCGGACGGCUCGGCGUACGCGGACGCGGAGCUGGCGGACGGGGUGCUGGAGGGCCUGAUCGGGCUGUCGGCGGCGGAGGCGCGCGCCCUGAAGCGCACCCCCGAGGGCCAGGCGAGCGUGACGGCGGGCGUGCAGAAGUGCCAGCGGGCGCUGGUGGACCUGUGCGGCAUCAUGACGCUGCGGGUGGGGGGGGCGGGGAGGGACAAGCCGCUGGUGGUGGCGGUGGCGGCGGCCAAUCAGAGUGACUGCCUGGCCCUGCAGAAGAGAGUGGAGAUGAGGAGAGCGCGGUGCUAG
Messenger RNA from Engraulis encrasicolus (European anchovy), 2481 nucleotides. It is a transcript of the gene rmi1, whose product is annotated as RMI1, RecQ mediated genome instability 1, homolog (S. cerevisiae). Gene Ontology annotation, biological process: resolution of meiotic recombination intermediates; double-strand break repair via homologous recombination. Gene Ontology annotation, cellular component: RecQ family helicase-topoisomerase III complex; nuclear body. The transcript has 7 exons. Gene Ontology annotation, molecular function: nucleotide binding. Lineage: Eukaryota; Metazoa; Chordata; Actinopteri; Clupeiformes; Engraulidae. The record is from RefSeq and is a predicted model, not a curated record. Bases 292 to 2481 code for a protein of 729 amino acids.